AUGCCGAAGCAGAUCAUCUGGAAGUCGACGAUUCCGGCGCCGGAGCUGCCCGAGUCGUCCUUGAUCCAGUACCUCAUCGGCGGCGCGGGACAGACACCGUUGCCGCAGUUUGACGACUCGCUCCCUGCCUUCAUCGACGGCUUCACGGGCAAGGCACUCACGCGCGGACAGCUGAAGGAUGGCGCUCUCCGCCUCGCCGGCGCCCUUGGCAAGCUCGGCCUGGGCAGGGGCUCGACGGUGUGCAUCUUCGCCCCGAACUCGGUCAACUGGGCCCGCGCCGCAUUCGGCGCCAUGGCAGCCGGCGUCACCAUCAGUCCCGCGAACGCUGCAUACGCCGCCAAGGAGAUUGCGUACCAGAUCAACAACUCGGACUCGAAGCUGUUGUUCAUCGACCCAGUCCUGCUCCCGGUGUACGAGGAGGCGCAGUCGCAGAUUGAGAACAAGCUCGACGCCAGCCGCGUCGUCCUCCUCUGCACGCCGGAGCAGAAGCCCAAGGGAUCCAAGUACAGGACGAUUGACGAGGUGAUCGCGACGUCGCAGCCGGUGCCGUUCGCGACGGCCAAGGGCAACGAGAUCCACGACACGGCCUGGCUGUGUUACUCGUCCGGAACCACGGGCCUGCCCAAGGGCGUCAUGACGACGCACUACAACAUGACCUCGCAGCUGCAGGCGGUCAACCAGGCGUACCAGUCGCUCGAGAGCGGAAAGGACACGGUUCUCGGCAUCCUUCCCUUCUCGCACAUCUAUGGACUCACCGUGGUCCUCCUCCAGCCCCUCACUGUCGGCGUCCCCGUCGUCGUUCUUCCCAAGUUUGACGAAAUUCCCGUCCUGAGCGCGAUCCAAAAGUUCAAGAUCACGCACGGACUCAUCGUCCCGCCCAUUCUUAUUGUUCUGCUCCACUCGCAGAACGUCAAGAACUACGACCUUUCGUCUCUGGCUUUCAACAAGAUUCACCCCCACAUCUCCCUCACGCAGGGCUACGGCAUGACGGAGACGUCGCCGGUUAUCACUACUAUGACUAGUGAGCACAGCGCGUCUCACCCGGGAUACGUCGGAACGCUUAUCCCCACUUUUGAGGCGCGCCUCGUGCGCGGCGAGGGCGAGGACGACGCGGGCAUCGGAGAGCGCGGUGAGCUGUGGGUGCGCUCGCCCUCGGUCAUGAAGGACUACUUCAAGAACCAGAAGGCGACCGAUGGCACGAUGAGCGGCGAGUGGUACAAGACCGGCGAUGUGCUGGUUCGUGAUGCGGACGGAUGGCUUAAGGUCGUCGACCGCGUCAAGGAGCUCAUCAAGUACAAGGGCUUCCAGGUGCCGCCGGCCGAGCUCGAGGCUCUGCUGCUGCAGCACGAGAAGGUGGUUGACUCUGGCGUCGUCGGCGUUUGGGAGGAGAGUCAGGCCACCGAGCUGCCCCGAGCCUACAUCGUGGCGAAGCCUGGCCUCCUCAAGACGCCAGCGGACAAGGCCAAGCUCGAGGCCGAGGUCAGCGCGUGGGUCGCGUCCAAGGUCGCGAACCACAAGAAGCUCCGUGGCGGCUGCAUCGUCAUCGAGGCCAUUCCGAAAAGCCCGUCGGGCAAGAUCCUGCGCAAGGACCUGCGCGUGCGCGCCGAGGGCGAGCGCGCCAAGGAGACCCGCGCCAAGCUGUAA
Trichosporon asahii var. asahii CBS 2479 is the source of this 1644-nucleotide messenger RNA. Its product is annotated as AMP binding protein. The record is from RefSeq and is a predicted model, not a curated record. The transcript is spliced from 5 exons. Bases 1 to 1644 code for a protein of 547 amino acids. NCBI's taxonomy places the organism in Eukaryota, Fungi, Basidiomycota, Tremellomycetes, Trichosporonales, Trichosporonaceae. Gene Ontology annotation, biological process: secondary metabolic process. Gene Ontology annotation, molecular function: CoA-ligase activity.